GCGAGCUUCGAUAGAAAAGUGAGCGGCGGCGCGCCGGCUUGGAAGGGGAGAGAAGAAGAGGAGAAAGAUGGGGAAGACGCCGGUGAGGAUGAAGGCGGUGGUGUACGCGCUGUCACCGUUCCAGCAGAAGGUGAUGCCCGGGCUGUGGAAGGAUCUCCCCGGCAAGAUCCACCACAAGGUCUCCGAGAACUGGCUCAGUGCUACCCUAUUGCUUACCCCCGUUAUCGGCACCUACUCUUAUGCUCUGAACUCUAAGGAGAAGGAGAAGCUGGAACGCAGGUACUAAGGACGAGAUGGUUUUUGGUUCAUUUGUUCAGAAAGGAGUUCUGAAAUUUAUUUUGCAGUAUCUUGAGUUGUCGUCUUUUUAAACAGAAAACUCACCUGGUGUUGCAGAACUUAUAUUGGUUUUGUUUAAAAUAAUCGAGAAUGUGAAUUCAUUAUACUAGUAUAUUGUUACAGUUUCUGAUAUAACUAUGGGGUUCUGCAAUAUACUAAGCUUUCUUCUUUUGA
Molecule: messenger RNA, 510 nt
Organism: Musa acuminata AAA Group (dessert banana)
Lineage: Eukaryota; Viridiplantae; Streptophyta; Magnoliopsida; Zingiberales; Musaceae
Product: cytochrome b-c1 complex subunit 8-like
Exons: 2
Coding region: 68-286 (72 amino acids)
Biological process (GO): mitochondrial electron transport, ubiquinol to cytochrome c
Source: RefSeq, a predicted model, not a curated record